Glossina fuscipes is the source of this 560-nucleotide messenger RNA. RefSeq names its product ADP-ribosylation factor-like protein 2-binding protein. The transcript has 2 exons. Gene Ontology annotation, biological process: maintenance of protein location in nucleus; positive regulation of tyrosine phosphorylation of STAT protein. The coding region runs from base 1 to 483 and encodes 160 amino acids. NCBI's taxonomy places the organism in Eukaryota, Metazoa, Arthropoda, Insecta, Diptera, Glossinidae. The record is from RefSeq and is a predicted model, not a curated record. Gene Ontology annotation, cellular component: mitochondrial intermembrane space.
AUGGAUUUUAUUGACGAUGAUGGACAAAUUGAUAUAGUUUGCCAUUCGGCGGGUAGUCAAUUUUUCGACCAAGUCAUUGGUCAUAUAGAAGAUAUUGUGUUAAGCGAGGAGUUCCAAACAUUGCACGACUCAUUUCUGGAUAAAUACUGCAUGAAAUUCGAGAAUAAAGAAGAAAAUCAAUUGGAGCACAUGGACAUAUUCCAGAAAUAUACUAUAACUUUUGAGAAAUUCCUUGUAAAUGAAGUCACAAAGCACAUGAAUAACUUUGACAUGAAACGAUUCGACAAAGAACUACAAAGUUAUGAAGCAAACGGACAAGAUCCUUGGGACUUUAGGGAUUCAGAGAUUUAUGAAUUACUGCAUUCCUUUCACGAUUUUCAAGCAUUUAAGGAGCUAAUGCUAGAUUAUCGUAGUAGGAAAGAGGGCAACAUACAGCAUUUAAAUUUUGAUAUUCUAAUUACUAAGCCAUUGCUCGACGAUUGAUCUGAUAGAUCUUCAGACAAUUUUUAAAUCGAGUAACCAUGCUUAAAAUUUAGAGUAUAUAUUUUCAUGAAUUUUAU